This is a messenger RNA of Pectinophora gossypiella (pink bollworm), 4204 nucleotides long. Its product is annotated as probable cytochrome P450 304a1. The transcript is spliced from 9 exons. Gene Ontology annotation, molecular function: monooxygenase activity; oxidoreductase activity, acting on paired donors, with incorporation or reduction of molecular oxygen; iron ion binding. The record is from RefSeq and is a predicted model, not a curated record. Bases 56 to 1588 code for a protein of 510 amino acids. Lineage: Eukaryota; Metazoa; Arthropoda; Insecta; Lepidoptera; Gelechiidae.
AAAACUUUGUCAUUUGCGACGUUACUUUUAGUAGUAAUUGAUACGACACUACAACAUGUUAAGUGUAGCGCUAGUUACAGUGUUAAUUCCCGUAGUGAUUGCAUACUUCGUGAUAAAUGCGUAUAAAAAGCCCAAAAACUUUCCACCAGGUCCGCCAAGUCUGCCUAUUUAUGGAGCGUUUCCCAUCCUAAGAGCAUUGGGCAAAAGGGAUCUGGCUAAGUCAUGUAGAAAGCUCAGUGAAAUUUACAAUACGAAGGUCUUGGGCUUCUUCCUGUCAAUUUAUCCGUUCGUGGUGGUGAGUGGGGAGGCUCUGAUCAGGGAGAUGCUGACGAGAGAUGAGUUUGAUGGAAGAACGGACAUCUUCGUCGCAAGACUGCGGUCUUACUGGAAAAGGCUUGGUAUAUUCUUCACCGACGGAUACUUUUGGUUUGUACAAAGGAGGUUUACGCUAAGGCAACUGCGAGAAUUUGGCUUUGGAAGACGUUCUGCGUGUCUGGAGGAGGUGUUAGACAAUGAAAUUCGGGAGAUGAUUGACAUGAUUGCCAACGGGCCGAAGUAUCCCGCUGAAAAGGAAAUAGUCAAAGGAGACUUGGUGUAUCUCCACAUGUGUUUCGGAAUGCCAUUCAUGAACGGAUUAAUGCACGUGAUGACCCAGACGACCCUGCCGAGGUCUGACUACCACCUGCUGUGGAAAAUGUCUGAAAACGCCAUGAAGUUCCAAAUGAAUACCGAUGAUUUUGGAGGAGCAAUUUGCUUGACGCCGUCUUUGAAAGAUCUAGCGCCAAAUUUGAGUGGAUAUAACAAGAUGCGUGAAGGCAGUCAGUACAUGCUGGAUUUCUUUAAGAAAUACGUUGAAGAAGCUUUGGCAACGUAUGACGAAUCCUAUGACCGCCAUUUUCUAGACUCGUAUAUAAGAAAGAUGAAAGAAGAACAGAGACAGUCAGAUAAAACUACGUACUCAGCGGAGCAGUUAAUCCUAACAUGUGUGGAUUACAUGUUGCCGUCAGCCACGGGGGUAGAGAUUAUGCUUUCGAUGCUGGUGGAGCGAAUGUUGAUACAACCUGAAAUUCAGGAGAGGGUACAUGAGGAAAUAGACCGGGUGGUGGGGCGUGACCGCCGACCCACGCUCGAUGACAGAAUCAAUAUGCCGUACACCGAAGCAUGCAUACGAGAGGUGAUGAGACAUGACACCCUAGUACCCAUGGGGAUACCACACCGCGCAGUCAAGGAUACCACCAUCGGAGGCUACGACUUGGCUGAGAAUACGACGAUAGCAGCUAACUAUGAAAGCCUUCACUUCAGCAAAGAGAUUUGGGGAGAUCCUGAGAAUUUCAGACCGGAACGCUUCAUAGAAAACGGCCGAAUAAACGUCUCCCUGGACAGGUCGUUGCCUUUUGGAGCAGGUCGUCGCCUAUGUGCUGGAGAGACGUACGCUCGUCAGACCAUGUUCCAAGUGUUCUCAGCGUUCAUGCAAGCCUUCCAGGUGUCUACAGCUGACGGCAAACCUCAUCUCAAGCCAGUCCCGAGACUGCAGGGCAUUAUCAACACCUUGCCCGAAUUCUGGGCCCGAGUCACUCCGAGAAACUGAUAGGCAACACCUAGAAGGGCAAAUCUAACAAACCUAACAUACAAACCUUGUGUCAGCUGUCUAGUAAUCGCAGGGGUUAACAAUUAAGUACUUACUUAUUUAUUAUAAUUAUUAUUUGUUAUAUUCAACCAUGAAUUGUAGCGUUGACAGCGACUCUCCGAACGGCGACACUCGCUACGGUGAGUCUCUUUACCCUCGUAACGCCGAAGCAUAAUUACGAUUUCGAAGUAAUAAACGACGGUGGUACUUACCUUGAAAAGGACCAAAUUUUUGUAGUCGUAAAGGCCGAGCACUUCAAGUACAAAUUUUAAAGUGUUAGAGUUAUCCGAUCGGGUUCAAUUUAAGUGGAGACCUAUGUAAGGAUGAAUAGAAGAUAUUUUUGAAAAAAAUACGUUUUUUUUUAGUUCUUCCAGAAGGACUCCCGGUUUAAGUCACUACUUUUAGUAAAAUCUGAAAAAUAUUAUUAUUAUAAAGGGUUAUGUAUUUUUUCAUUAACAUACAUACCUAUUUGUACGUCAUAAAUAUGUGUAUAUACUUACAUAUUUAAAUAUAAAAUAAGUAACGAGUUUUAGUUUUUAUGAUGUAGUUUGUGAUUAGUCCCUCUGGAAGUACAUUAGGGUUUUAUUAUUAGGAAAGAAAUUAAUUCAUGGUGUCAGUUUAGAUCAUCAUUAGAAGGAAAAAGGAAAUAAAAUGAAGACGGUAGUUUUUUUAAUCAUAAGAUCACGUAAGCAAGUCAGUCUAUAUCGGUAUGAUUUAAUCACAUAACAAUUUAAAAAAGUAUUUGAAAAAUAUCCGGACAUGACACCUAAAGUCCCUUGCAAAGGACUAAAAAACAUUUGCUUUCAUAUUGCUAACGAUAUCGAUACGAAAUUAAUAAAAAAACUAUGUCAUGUUGUUGAUUAUUAUCUUACCUGCGAUUUCUGAAAAUAAUGUAAGUAUAUGAAAAAUUACGAAAUUCGAUUAUUAAUUUGAUUUUUUUUUACCUCGUCGUCGUGUGCGCACCAUCUUUACCAAUAAAAUGACAAAUUACGACAAGUGAUACCUACAUUUUCUUUUUUAUUAAAGCCACCUAUUCACGAAAUUGAAUGAACUAGUUCAUAGACAAAAUACUUUUUUUCUCAAUUGGCGCAAAGUUUUGAUUUAAAUUGACCGGCAAAGUUUUGGUACUUUUAAAAGUACCUUCGUUGAUUAUUCGAACGAACUAUUUCAAAACCUUCGGCCUUUAUGACUACAAUUAUUUGGAGAACCCCAGGGCUUACGAGGUUAAGGCGAGUGGCCUUAUUUUCCCUCUACGUCAAGCGAGUUUUGAUGUUAUAGUACCAUUAUGAUGGUUAUAUCAGCCAAAGAUAUCAGUAGUGCCAUCCUGUAAACAUCAUUUUGCAUCUCUGGAAUGACAUUUGCAAUUCUUCUUCUGUCGUGCGAGUUAUGAGGUGGAUUACCAACCCCAUCAACCCUGGUGUCAGGGUUACCAUUGAGCUGUCAAAAGCCCCUGACAUGACUCAUAAAUCGACUAAUAAUUUACCUACAUCAGUAAGUAGUAACCGGGACCAACAGCUUAAAGUGCCUCAUCUUACUUUCGGACAAUCAGGUGAUCAGCCUGUAAUGUCCUAACCAAACUAGGGAUCAGAAAGUGAUUUUAGUGAUAUAUCCUCACCGGGAUUUGAAUCCGGGACCUCCGGUUCGUAAGCUCAACUCUCAAACCACUGGACCACGGAGGCCGUAGAUUGUAGAGAUUUGCAAUUGAUGAGCGUAGAGAAGUGUCUAGAGUUCCUGAAAUUGGAUUGGUUUUAUAAUAAAACACGGGAUUUCUUUUACUUAGCACUCAAUUCUCUUCAGUAUAAUUCGACGAAAUGUUAGCUGUUGAAAUUCUAAAUGAAUUGCGAGUUAGAGAGUUCGAUUUUACAGGAUUGCACGACUGUUCUCGUUAAUGGUUUAUGAAUAUUAAUAAUAUUAAGGAGUUCUCAUGCUAAUCGGAUCGGAAUCGACUAGACGACGAAACAUGUUUUCAUGCUAAAUUAUACGUAAAUCGAAUCAGUUUAAAUCUGCUAAAAUAUGUAAAGCGUAUUCUGCAAUGUGGGGUUGUCGACCUAAUGUAAAUAUUUCUGUCGGUGUUUAGUCGACACUUUCGUCCAUAUUAAGCUCUUUUACGACGCAUAGUUGAGACCUACAUUUUUCGUUCUUCUUUCUUUGCUCAAGCAGUUGUCUCUGAACUUAGGUUAACGCCUAACCUGUAGAAAUUUAGGGUGGUAUUAAUAAAUUAAUCUCAGCUUUGAGACUGCCCCCAAGCCUCUACCCUAAGGGUGGUAUUAAUAAACGAAUCUCAGCUGAGACUGCCCUCAAUAUCAGGCACAAGUCUCUGUUUUUAUAUGACAACUGUCACAUUGACAUGAUCUUGAGGGCAGUCUCGAAACUGAGAUUAGUUUAUUAAUACCACCCUUAGACUUAGAAUUUACGACUUAUUGAUUUUUUUAGAUAUCUCGACUUAGUAAUUUUGUCCAACUUACUAUUUUAUCUUUCUAGAGUAAUUUAGGUGCCUAAGGUAUUUCGAUUUAGCACUUUAUUGUUUUUGUUAAGAUUUUAUUUUGCUUCAAAAUAAAGAAAUAUUUUGUGAACAUA